Messenger RNA from Mytilinidion resinicola, 2253 nucleotides. Its product is annotated as Creatinase/aminopeptidase. The transcript has 11 exons. Lineage: Eukaryota; Fungi; Ascomycota; Dothideomycetes; Mytilinidiales; Mytilinidiaceae. The coding region runs from base 180 to 2177 and encodes 665 amino acids. Gene Ontology annotation, molecular function: metalloaminopeptidase activity. The record is from RefSeq and is a predicted model, not a curated record.
CGUCAGGGUGUCGUGUCGUCUGGUCCAGGGCGGGACGAUAAAAAUGAGGCCGGACAGGCUCUGGGGCCUCUGCGGGCGCGGGCGUGCUCGCCAAUGACAGGCUGACCGCAGCGGCUAUCGUUUGUCUCUCAUGCAAUGCAGUCCUCUGACCUUGCCCGCGUCUCCUCGAAGCUACUCUGAUGGUGCUACUGCGCUUCUUCGCGCGUCCGUCACGUAAUUGCCUCCGGACCUAUGCAGUCGCCAGUCCCAGCACAAUUUUCCUAUCAACCUUCACCCGACACUUCCACUCCACCCCGCCAUUCUUCCAAGACACCGCUACGGAAAUGGAGACCGUCAAUACCACCGAGCGGCUCUCGCAGCUGCGGGGCUUCAUGAAGGACCACAAGCUCGACAUCUACAUUGUACCCUCCGAAGACUCCCACCAGUCGGAAUACAUUGCACCGUGUGAUGCGCGCAGAGAAUACAUCAGCGGUUUCUCUGGGUCUGCCGGAACCGCCGUGGUGACCUUGGAGAAGGCAUCGCUUGCAACCGAUGGCCGAUACUUCAACCAAGCCGAGAAACAAUUAGACACCAACUGGGAGCUGCUAAAGCAGGGACUGCAGGACGUGCCGACCUGGCAGGAAUGGACUGCAGAACAGUCUGAAGGCGGCAAAACUGUGGGCGUGGAUCCCAGCGUCAUCACUGGAUCCGAUGCUCGCAAACUGUUAGAGAAAAUAAAAAAGAAGGGCGGUGCAGAACUAAAGCCAGUGAAAGAGAAUCUGGUCGAUCUGGUAUGGGGUAAGGCCAAGCCGUCCCGGCCAAUGGAGCCGGUCAAGAUCCAGCCAUUCGAGUACUCAGGAAAGAAGUUUGAGGACAAAUUUGAAGAGCUCCGCAAAGAGCUUGAGAAGCGCAAGAGCCUAGGCUUCGUUGUCUCUAUGCUCGAUGAGAUUGCAUGGCUGUACAAUCUGCGGGGCAACGAUAUACCCUACAACCCCGUCUUCUUCUCCUACGCCGUCAUUACCCCGACGGCUGCUACUCUCUACGUAGACGACAGCAAAUUAUCACCAGAAGUUAAGUCGCAUCUUGGCGACGCCGUCACUAUCAGACCCUACGACUCCGUAUUUGGUGAUAUUGAAGCCCUGAGCACCGAGUUGACCCAAACGAAAGGCGUAGAAACCACACCAAAGAAGUUCCUAGUCUCAACGAGAGCGUCAUGGGCGCUGAACCAGAGUCUAGGUGGCGCCGACAAGGUUGAUGAAGUUCGAAGCCCCAUUGGCGAUGCUAAAGCUGUGAAGAAUGAAGUCGAACUGGAGGGAAUGAGGGCCUGUCAUGUUCGAGACGGCGCAGCACUGAUUGAGUACUUCGCCUGGUUGGAAGAUCAACUAAUCACCAAGAGCGCGAAACUCGAUGAAGUUGAUGGUGCCGACAAACUUGAGGCCAUCAGAUCGAAACACGAUCGCUUUGUUGGCCUUUCAUUCGACACCAUCUCAUCCACCGGACCCAACGCUGCCGUGAUUCAUUACAAGCCAAUGAAGGGAAAUUGCUCAGUCAUCGACCCCAAGGAAGUCUAUCUUUGCGAUUCCGGUGCUCAGUAUCAAGAUGGUACAACGGACACGACACGAACGCUUCACUUCGGAGAGCCUACCGAAAUCGAACGGACGGCCUAUACCCUUGUCUUGAAGGGCAACAUCGCUCUGGAGCGGGUCAGAUUUCCAAAGGGUACAACUGGCUUCGCACUGGACACCAUGGCUCGUCAAUUCCUUUGGGCAGAGGGCCUGGACUACAGGCACGGAACUGGCCAUGGAGUUGGAUCAUUCUUAGUACUUAACGUGCAUGAGGGCCCCAUCGGCAUCGGUACCCGACUCCAGUUCUCAGAAGUCCCACUCUCUAUUGGCAAUGUCAUCUCCGAUGAGCCCGGAUAUUAUGAGGAUGGAAAAUUCGGAAUCCGAAUUGAAAACAUGAUCAUGGUGAAAGAGGUCGAGACCAAAUUCAAGUUCGGAGACAAGCCUUAUCUUGGCUUUGAGCACGUAACACUGGUGCCACACUGCAGAAAGCUCAUUGAUACGUCGCUCUUGACAGCCGAAGAGAAGGCGUUCCUCAACGAGUACCACACGGAAGUUUUCGAGAAGACGAAGGAAUUCUUCAAGGGCGAUAGCCUUACUUUAGACUGGCUGAAGAGGGAGACACAGCCAUACUGAUCUCUUCUUACAUUCUGCUAUUGGCAUGCCUUCGGCUACACGGAAUUGGUUGCAUUGCUGGAUGGUUGGUCACAUG